GACGAGGAUACUUCCCAGCAAUUCCCACAGGGAAUCUUGGAUUUUUCUCCGAGUGCACACUCACGUGACAGCCUAAAAGGUCACUCAGUUGAGCUCCUGUCAAUACAACUUCACCGCCGUCAUUCUGCCCGGCAGUGUGCAUGUACUGAGUGGUGAGCAAGUCCAAGCACUAAAUGGUAUGGCAUGGAGGUUGUCAACUCACGAACAGCCCUUCUGUCCAACUUUGAAGUCCUAACACUCCUAUGCGAGCUCGAUGCUAAACACGUUGCACGAACGAAAGCCGCGGUCCGUACCAAGAAAGAGGAAGAUGCAGGCGGGAAACCGAGCUUGGACUCGCAUAUCGAAGAAGUGUCCGAGAAUUUGAGGACGGUGGAACUUGAGGCUAUCCAAUACCUAUCUGCGGAAUACCAGCCUAUGCGGCAACAGUGCGAAGCUGGGGUCACUCAGCUCGUCAAGGACCUCGCACCGUUCGGUCUGACGAAGGCGGAGAAACUUCAAGUAGUCAAUCUCGCGCCGACGGAAGCGGUGGAACUCUACGUGAUCGUCGAGGAACUGGAGGAUCGCUUAGGCGAUCGGAUGGACCAGAUCCUUUCGGUCGUUUCGAAAUCGCUCCAAGGUAGUCAUAAUGGCACGAACGGUCCUCCUCCCGCGCACACGCUCGAGACAGCACUAUCAGAACCUAUUAUGGCGGAACAUGUCGAGGUAUACGCGGAGGAAGAAGAGCGGUGGGAACAUGAUGACAUCGAGUUCGACGAUUUUGGAGAGGGUGUGGGUGUUGAAGGGGAUCUGGACAUGGAGGAUAACGGAGAAUAGCGGGUGGUACCGUUACGUUGCUCGCGCACAUCGAAAGGCCGUACAGAUGGCUCUGGCAGCGUUCCUACUAAAGGAAGCGGGAAUAGCAAGGGAUAUGAAGCGGUUGGCUUCCCGCCCACACAACACUAUCAAAAGUAUGUUUCCUCUGACUAGAGCUCUCGGAUGUUCGCACAUUAUCUCAGCA
Messenger RNA from Pisolithus orientalis, 997 nucleotides. Its product is annotated as RNA polymerase Rpb4-domain-containing protein. The record is from RefSeq and is a predicted model, not a curated record. The transcript is spliced from 4 exons. Gene Ontology annotation, molecular function: nucleotide binding. NCBI's taxonomy places the organism in Eukaryota, Fungi, Basidiomycota, Agaricomycetes, Boletales, Pisolithaceae. Bases 184 to 813 code for a protein of 209 amino acids. Gene Ontology annotation, biological process: transcription initiation at RNA polymerase III promoter. Gene Ontology annotation, cellular component: RNA polymerase III complex.